GCGUGGGUUAUGAACUGCGGUGAUCAAUGCUCAAUCCACUCGGAAAUAUGAUGGACAAAACUGCAACAAAAUUUUCGACCUUCUCACAAAUCCUUUGCCUUGCUCAUCGAGUAUCCUUGCUGCGUUGCGUUUAGCUAUCGUACUGGCGAAAUAUUUGUCCACAACCGAAGGUGCGGUAGCAUGUGCUUUGUCGGAUCUUCGUUCUUCUUCGCUGGCUGGGAUAUUGUCGGGCCGGUGGGACCCUUGGCACAACGUGCCAAAAAUUGGAAACGCGGAGGCGCCCCACAAAAUAUGCCAACCGUUAGAAGUCCACGCCCCGGCGGUCGUGUGGAGACACGGUCACAUUUUGGCCGUUGUUUGAAACUUGUUUCAACCAAACAAAAAUAAGACAAGGGCAACCGACGGUCUCCUUGUUUGGCCAAAAGAUUCCCUUAUCCAUGUCUCCUUCUACUACUAAAGUAUUGGGAUGCCACCAGCUAGCUAGCUUACUAGCUUCGCCAAUAAUGGAAGCCAACAUCUCACAAGGCGAAAAGGCACAAGGGGCUACGUAGCAAAUAGGGAAAUAAUUCAACCAACUCAAGACACAUCAUCCCCUUAUACCCCAGUACACUCUACACCAUGACACGAGCAUUUCUUUCAUUCAUAUCCAUCCUAUUGUUAUGGAAUUGCCUAGCAAUAGUUGCAGCAACUCAAAACCGUCAAUACACGGAUGCUGUUGCACAUACUAUCACACUCACCAAUGAAAACCUACAAUCGGCAUUGCGUCUCUGGAUGGACACCACCGAAAACGACCGCACCUUGGUCGAACAACUCUAUGGGGGACCCAUUGAAGAAUGGGAUAUCACUGGGAUCACGGCACUAGAUGAAGUCUUUGCCGAUACACACAACUUUCAUCCCGAUCUAAGUCAAUGGGAUGUCAGUCGAGUCACUUCGCUGCGAGCAGCAUUUUACAAUACUACUCGAUUUGCCGCCAAUAUUGCUUCAUGGGAUGUAUCUCGGGUCGUUGACAUGAGAGUCAUGUUGGCGUACAGUUCCGAUUUCAUAAGCGACAUUUCGUCAUGGAACACGGCGUCCUUGCAGAACCUAAGAGCUGCAUUUACUGAAUACAAGACUACCGCCACCAUUCAACUUGUGAACCGAGACAGCCCGGACACUCUUCCGAUUUCCAAUUGGCAAACGCCCGAGCUGACGGACAUGGAAGGACUCUUUGCUGGCACCCACAACUUUCAUAUUGACCUGGGCAAAACUUGGUCCACUAGCAAGGUCACCAGUAUGGCAUUCAUGAUGGAAGACACGGUCAACUUUUAUGGUGGAGACUUGUCUCUGUUGGAUACAUCCCGUGUGGAAUCCAUGGAACGCAUGUUUGCCGGAGCCGUCAAUGUCCGAGCGGCCCGAGAUAUUUCCAAGUGGGAUACCUCCAAUGUCUACAAUAUGGACAGGAUCUUUUUCAAUACUACCGUCACACUGGACAACGAGGAAACCGCACCCGCUGACGUGGACUUGUUUUACCUGUGUUGGGAUUUGACAGGGUUGGAAGUCGACACAUUGGAAGAAGCAGCUUGUAACAGCAACGCGGGAGGAUUCAACUGUGACUGUGUACCCGAGAACCUUGUCGAUACCAUCAACAGCAACUGUAGCAUGACAACAAAGACGUGUUUCCAUUCCUUGGCAGCUGCUGGAAGUGGAACUGAUGAGGCACAACAAGAUGAGGAGGCGGCGUCUUUGGUGGUCAAGAAUGAUGACGUUGAAUCUUCCUCACGAAAGAAUUGGGAUUCCAUCGGAUGGAGAUGGUGGCUACUCGCCUCAUCAGCUUCCUUCCUCCUCUGGGUGGGAUAAGUUUAGGAUUGGAUCUUUGCAUGAUGCGCCUGUUUGAUGCUGCAGAAUUGCGAACUCGAAAGCAGAUGAAGAAUUGACAACUACCUACACUUUUUAUGGAUGAAAGCAUGUAUCAGUAAUGAGUAUGUACACAUAUUAUGUUUCUUCAGCUGACUUUUUUGCUCGCAGUCCUUACGCUACCU
Molecule: messenger RNA, 2018 nt
Organism: Seminavis robusta
Lineage: Eukaryota; Bacillariophyta; Bacillariophyceae; Naviculales; Naviculaceae
Source: the annotation of a GenBank genome assembly